Molecule: messenger RNA, 897 nt
Organism: Aspergillus wentii DTO 134E9
Lineage: Eukaryota; Fungi; Ascomycota; Eurotiomycetes; Eurotiales; Aspergillaceae
Exons: 2
Coding region: 374-826 (150 amino acids)
Biological process (GO): positive regulation of translational termination; positive regulation of translational elongation
Molecular function (GO): ribosome binding; translation elongation factor activity; RNA binding
Source: RefSeq, a predicted model, not a curated record
UAUGCAUCUCAGUAAGUAAUCAACAUUCAAUUAACACGCUUGAUUCCAGGUCAUUAGGCAAUUCCUUCAUAAUGAUUGGGUGCGUUUUUCCCUCCAUCUUAUACUGUUCGUCAGAGUGGGAAGAGGGCAACCUCCGAGCUGAAAGCAACAUUCCCCACCCGGGCUGAAAGACAACAACACCCCGCUUGAGCUGAAAAUCAAAAAGUAUAAUAUUUGUGGUGUAACUAGGUAUACGCAUGAGGGAUUACUAAUUUGAAUUGGUUAUGUCCAUAUAAAAUCCUGCUCGACCACCCUUAGCCACGUCGGUCAUUCUACUCCGUACAAAUCUUUUGGUCACCCCUCUUCCCACACCAUCUCCCUUUACACAAUCAAGAUGUCUUGGAAUCAGAACCCUGAUGAUGAGGUCGAAUGCCCACCAGUCACGAACGGCAUACAAACUGUGACAGCCUCGGCUCUCCGAAGGAAUGGAUUUAUGGUAGUAGAAUCCCGUCCUUGUCGAAUCGUUGGAAUAUCACCACCACAUCCUGCAUACAAUAUUACCUUGAAAAACAUCUUUACAGGCGAGGAUGUUGAGACUACAGUUGCACAUGAUGCAAAUGUAGAAGUUCCAGACGUCACACGACGAGAAUAUCAUUUGUUGUCUAUCGAUGACACUAUUCUUUCCAUGGUCAAUGAAGGUGACCAGGAAAAGAACAGUCUUCAUGUUCCAGAUGGUGAGCUUGGGGAUAAGAUCAAGCGAAUGAAAGAUGAAGAAGACCUUGAUGUAAAUAUUAUUGUUAUUGAAGCUAUGGGCGAAGAAGCGGUCAUCGGCGUCAAGCAGGUGUGAGGGUUGUGCUGAGGAAUUAAACAAGCCGCUCCUCGUUCACAGUGGCUUUUAUUAGGGGGCUCGGACUCGCC